AUGGCGAAUUCUAAACCCCGUUUCGACCGCGCCGAUGAGCGCGCCCUCCUCGACGACCGCGGCUACUCGGGUGCCCUAAUCCGCGGCCAAAAUCCCGCGCUGCUCUUCGAAAAAGGCGUGCGCGAACGCAUUACCGAGUCCUACUACUGGAAAGAGCAAUGUUUCGGCCUCAACGCUGCGACCCUGUGCGACCGCGCCGCCGACCUCAAGUUCAUCGGCGGCACAACAGGCAUCACGGGGAAACCGACGCCCUUUUUGUGCCUUGCGUUUAAGAUGCUCCAGCUGGUACCUGAGAAGGCGAUUGUGCUGGAGUAUUUGAAUUUUGGGGGGGAUGAGGAGGAGGAAGACGAGGAGGGGGGUGUGAAGAAGGAGGAGGAGGAAGAUGGGGAUGAGAAACCCCAAGACCCCAACGCCGCCGGCAAACUUGGACAAUUCAAAUACCUGCGCUGCCUCGCAGCUUUCUACAUCCGCCUCGCAUGGGAGCCUGUCGAGAUUUACAAGACGCUCGAGCCGCUGCUCACUGAUUACCGCAAGAUCAAGCGCCGGCUCAAAGACGCGUUUACUCUCACGUACGUCGACCAGUUCAUCGAUGACCUACUCACGAAGGACCGCAUGUGUGCAACGAGUCUGUGGAAAUUGCCGAGCAGGGCGAAUCUGGAGGAUUUGGAUAUGUUGGAGCCCAGGGAGAGUCCAUUGGGGGAUGAGGUGGAUGAGUUGGAUGAGGACAUGAAGAGGGAGGGGAGUGAAGGGAGUGUGAGGAGCAGGACGAGGAGCUAUGAUAGUAGGAGUCGGAGUAGGAGCUAUGAUAGCAGGAGUAGGAGUCGGACUCGAACUCGCAGUCGUAGCUAUGAAGACGGAGAGAGGAGGAGGACGCGCAGCCCAAGUGAUCGGGGCCGUCGGGAUUCGACGAGUAGAAGUCGGACCAGGAGUCGCAGUCGAAGAGGGGAGCACAGUGGCGACGAGAGAUAA
Molecule: messenger RNA, 969 nt
Organism: Parastagonospora nodorum SN15
Lineage: Eukaryota; Fungi; Ascomycota; Dothideomycetes; Pleosporales; Phaeosphaeriaceae
Exons: 1
Coding region: 1-969 (322 amino acids)
Cellular component (GO): precatalytic spliceosome
Source: RefSeq, a predicted model, not a curated record